AAAGAAAGCGGACGAGCGAGAUCUUGAUUGGCCGUCGAAAGUUGUUUACGUUAGGAAACUACGGUUUGAAAGUUGCUGCGGUGAUCAGGUGCGAUCAGGGCAAGGCGAGGCCGUGUUACAUUGUCGGCGUUUACGAUCCGUACAUCUUGUGCCGAGCUCGACGAUGGUGCGAUACACCGCCCUGAAAGGAUUAUACGAGCUGGAGAAAACGAUCGGUAGCGGUGGCUUUGCCAAAGUCAAACUCGCUACUCAUGUCGCUACCGGCGAAAAGGUUGCUAUCAAGAUUAUGGAGAAGACUGCAUUAGGCGAAGACUUGCCAAGGGUAAAGAUCGAAGUGGAGGCACUUAAGACCCUAUUGCAUAAACAUAUUUGUAGACUGUAUCAAGUGAUAGAAACAGACAGUCAUUACUUUAUGGUGAUGGAAUAUUGUUCUGGUGGAGAACUGUUUGACCAUAUAGUGGAGAAAAAUAGAUUGCCAGAAUCUGAUUCGCGCAAAUUUUUUUGUCAGAUAGUUUCUGCUGUUGCAUACAUGCAUAAUUUAGGAUAUGCUCAUAGAGAUCUGAAGCCAGAGAAUGUUUUACUCGAUAAAGAUGAGAAUUUAAAGUUAAUUGAUUUUGGAUUGUGCGCAAAACCCAAGAUGGGAAUUCAGGCACAUUUAUAUACCUCUUGCGGUUCUCCUACAUAUGCUGCACCAGAGCUCAUAAUGGGAAAAAAAUAUCUAGGUUCAGAAGUAGAUAUCUGGAGUAUGGGAGUCCUUCUUUAUGCUCUACUGUGUGGUUUUUUGCCUUUUGAUGACAAUAAUUUAGAAACUUUAUACAAAAAGAUACUUAGUGGUAAAUAUGAGGAACCAUAUUGGUUGUCUAAUAAUAGUAAAAUGCUCAUCAAGUCAAUGUUACAAAUUGACCCGGCAAAGAGAAUCACUAUUCACGAAUUAUGUUGUCAUCCAUGGGUUACAGGAAAUUCUCUGAAAUCUAUAUCAUUUAUUCAUAGAACAGAAUUUGAAAAAGAUGAUGAAGUACUGGGUACAAUGUCUGCCAUUUGCGGUAUGAACAAUACAGAUAUAUGGAAAAAACUUGUACAGAGUGAUAGAACUGAUUAUAGAACAGCUACAUAUUUGUUGUUACUUGACAGAAAAUUGCGUGGACUGGCAUUGAAAAUAACAUCUACGUCAAGGCCUCAUUUUAAACAAGAAACAAACGGCACAAAUUUUCUACAACGUGAAAUAAUAGUCAAGAAUUUCAUAACCAAACUUGAUCAUUCUCCAAGAAAUAGAAUAAACAACGAGCAAUCUCCAACGAUUGAUGUCACUUACGAUGUCUUGCCUAAAAAAAAUGAAAACAACUUUGUAGAACCAUGCAUAUCGACAAGGAAAAGAUUACGAAGUAGAGACUGUGAUGAUGUAUCAUCGCCCGUUCCAGCAAAGAAACCAUCUGAACAUAGAUCAGCUACUCCAACACAAUCCUCAACGCCAGAUUCCAAAGUUUCCCAAACAUCUACACCUGGUAGUGCAAGAAAAGUUAUCAUGGGCUUAGAGCGAGGGUUGAAUCGGGUAAGGUGUGUUCUUACACCGAAAAGGCGAGUGAAGAACGAAAACACUGAUCCCGAUGAACCAACUGUAUUGUCGGGAAAGGGCCUUUCUAAUGUAUCCGCAACAUGCAGUGGUUGUCCAAAACAUGUCCUCUCGAAAUUACGACGAGCGCUUCGACAAAAGGGUAUAAUGUGCCGCCAGAAAGGAUUUAUUUUGCAAGGGGAAACUGAAGAAUCUUUUACUGAAGAGAAGAAAGAUUCGUCCAAAUCGAUUUCCUCGCAGAAUUCUUGUUCCUUCGAACUGGAAGUCUGUCUUUUGGAGAUCGGUCCGAAUGGUAAACGUUUAGUCGGCAUUCGUCGAAAAAGACUAAAAGGUGAUGCAUGGGUUUAUAAACGCGUUUGUGAGCAAAUUCUUGCUCUCACUGUAGAGGAUAUUUCCACAGAUGGAGAAGUUCCCUCUGAAUCGAAGUGUCCUAUUUGAAAUGUUUUUUUCAUUGUUAUAUAUAUUUAUAAUGUAGAUUUCUCUGGCACUCUUAACAAUGUAAUUAUAUAAGAGUGACCAUCUAAUAAUUAUACAAUAAUACUAAGAUAUGUUUUAUAACAAAAAAUCGACGUUAUGUGCAACAGAUAGUAUAAGACAAAAAAUAUAAUGCAAUUUUUAAAUAUAUUCUAAUGUUUAACUUAUCAGGAAGAGAUUAUUUGCUUGUAAAAUGUACAUUUAUUUUCGCUAAAGACAUAAAGUUGUCUAUAUAACUAAGUAGCAGAUCUCUAAAGAUCUCUAAAUAUAUUUCUCGAGGUACGGGUAAUGUAAGUGAAAUUAUAAUGUAUUUACGUGAUAUGUCAAUUUAAUAAAUUAUCAUCGCUUCUAU
Messenger RNA from Monomorium pharaonis (pharaoh ant), 2396 nucleotides. RefSeq names its product maternal embryonic leucine zipper kinase. The transcript has 12 exons. The coding region runs from base 164 to 2008 and encodes 614 amino acids. Lineage: Eukaryota; Metazoa; Arthropoda; Insecta; Hymenoptera; Formicidae. Gene Ontology annotation, biological process: protein phosphorylation; microtubule cytoskeleton organization; intracellular signal transduction. Gene Ontology annotation, molecular function: ATP binding; tau-protein kinase activity; protein serine/threonine kinase activity. Gene Ontology annotation, cellular component: cytoplasm. The record is from RefSeq and is a predicted model, not a curated record.